AGUAGUGCCCUAAUUAGUACUUGAUAGUUUGGAUUUAUAGCAAUUCUAUAUAUUACAUAUAUUAAUAUAUAUAAUAUAUGUCAUUUCUCUUUGCUUUUCCUGCCAUGAAUAUGAAAAUCAUUAUUUUCUAGUCCUGUAGCUGAAAAAAAAACCUGUGACCCACCCAGUUAUGGCUAGUACCCGGAUUUCUGGAAAUGAAGAAAGGAUUAAAUAUGUGCAGGGAGAUCUUUUUACUUGUCCAGAAACAGAUUCCUUGGCUCACUGUAUUAGUGAGGAUUGUCAUAUGAGUGCUGGCAUAGCUGCUAUUUUUAAGAAGAAGUUUGGUGGUGUUCAGGAACUUUUGAGCCAACAUCUCAAAGAACAAAUAUUUUCAUAAACCUACAUAUGACAAUUUACGGAAGAGUUUAGAAGCUAUGAAAAUCCAUUGUCUGAAAAAUGCAGUAACUCACAUUUCUAUGCCAAAGAUUGGUUGCGGACUUGAUCGCCUGGACUGGAAGAAAGUUUCAACAAUGCUUGAAGAAGUAUUUGAAGAUACAAAUAUUCAUAUUACAGUUUAUACUCUUUAAUUCCUAGUAUAAUUGUCUUUCUCUUUGUUGUUAUAUCCUUGUAUCUUAGCUGGCAUAGGCUGAUAGAAUUAUCUUCAUUCCAGUAUCCACAAUUCUUUAAGUCAUCUUCUGCUCUAUUCAAUUUUUUUUUAAAAAAGUCAAAAUGUACAUUCUAGUGUUCAGAUACUUUGUGUAACUAUUGCCUAUUUAGCAAUUGGAAGAUGAUAUUUUAAGAAAAACACUGAUAACUGAAAUUUUUUGAUCUAGAUUGGCAAUCAUGUGGAAGAGAUUAGAAUAAAGUGGAAAGUUAUGUUAAAAAAAUCAGAUGUUCACAUAUAUAAAUAAAAGAGCUUUUCCAAA
Molecule: messenger RNA, 905 nt
Organism: Thamnophis sirtalis
Lineage: Eukaryota; Metazoa; Chordata; Lepidosauria; Squamata; Natricidae
Source: RefSeq, a predicted model, not a curated record